AUUGUAAAUGGUUAUGAAAACUUUUUGUAUGUAUGAUUAGGAGAAUUUGUAUUUAAUAUUUACCAUAUAAAUUGUAGUUAUAAUCUGGAAAUCGGAAAUUUGUGAAUUUUAUUAUUUGGAAAAUGUUAUUUCUAAUUUAUGUUAAAUUUUUCUUAAAAUAUGUAUAUUAUAUUAAAUCAAUUUUUUUAAUAAUAUUGAGACAACUUAUUAAUUGUAAAUAAUAAUGAAAAUUUUGAAACAAAUUAAAAAGUUAUGUAAGGAGCAUGAAUAAAGUCAGAUAAAUUAGUAAAAAUUAUAAAGUAUUUAAGAUACACGUUUUUAAAAUAGUAAAUUUACCAAUAAAUUUGAGCUAAAAUGAUAGGAAGUAAAAAAAAAAAAAAAUUAUGUAAACAAAAGAGUUGACAGGUCUUAAAACAUAUUUACAACCAAAUUAUGAAAUAAAUAUGGAUGACUUGAAUGUUACGUUCACUGCAACAAAUAGAAUAUUACUAUGAAGGUAAUUUAAAAAAUUUUGAUUUAGACUGUCAAAUGCAAAUUUUAUUCUAUAAAAAGUGAUAACAGUAACAUUUGCCAAAAUAAAAGCUGUAUAACUAAAUAUGCAUACAUACAUUAAAGAAUUAAGUUUCUAAAUUAAAAAAUUUCUUAAAAAUUUGAAUUAUAUUUAUUUGAAAUGCAUGCGAAAUUAAUAUUAUUAAAUAAGUAAAAUUUAAACACCUAUGUGAAUACAUAGAUUAAUAAAUAUGAAUGUUAAAUAAAAGUUUAUGUAUGGGAUAAGUAUGUUUUAAAGAAUUCUAAAAAAAUUCAUGUUGCACUUUCUUAUCGAAUAAAAUAGGAAUCUGAGAUUUUAAGAUAAAUUCAUAUAUAACACCUAAAAAAAUUGUUCCUCUCACAUUUUAAAAUGAAAAUUAGAAAUUUAAAAUUCUAAAAUAAUUUAGCUAUUCUAUAUAUUAAAAUUCUGGAAACUAUACAUAGUAUUGACCCUUUUAACAUAACACUACACUUUAACAUAGCACUACACUAGUUACGUUAAGAAAUAAUCUAAUAUUAAUUAUUUAAUAAUAAGGUAUCUUAAUUUUUUCAAAAAAUUAAUGCAUAAAACUACUGUUAAAAACUGAUAAAUACAAACAAGAAAAAAUCUCAAGUCAAAAUAAAUCUGAGUUUAAACUAAAACUCUGUGCAGAUUUAAAAUUAAAUAAGUUAGUUACAUAAUUUAUUCCUAUUUAGUAGUUAAAAACUAAAGCUUAUGAGAAUUAGCAUCAAUAAUCAGAAAAUCUUAAGCAAACAAAGUUUACAAUAACUACAAAUUUUAUCAUCAGACAUAAUUAAAUAAACAGACAUAUUAGUAUUGAUAAAUACAAUCUAAUUAUAGAUUAAAAAUUAAUUACAAAACGUUUUAAAACAAUGCAUGCCUAUCCAUAACUAAAGAAAAAAAUUAGAUAUAGAUCAAGAAUAUGAAACAAAUUCUACGUAAAAUAAGACAUUAUUAUAAACAUGAAACAAGAGUUAAAAAUAUUGACGCUUAAAGCAAAUAUUGACGCUUAUAGCAUUUAAUGCACUUAACUCGUAAAAUCUACUGAUACCCCGUAUAAAGAAAAGUACUUAAAUUAGGAAUAAGUCCCUUAGAAGCGCUAUAUAAAUUUAUUUAUUUCAAUAAUAAACUAAAAAUCUUGCCGUCUUAAAUUCACAUAAGAAAUGCCAUUGAAAUGGUUCGUUCGAAAAAAUGUUUGGAAGGAGGCGGGGUUUGACGUCAUAAAAUAUGUCAUCACUGUCCCUGUCUAUUGUAGUAUAAAUCAUACUUUAUCAUUUAUUUGUUUGUUUUUUUUAAAUGUUUUUUUUUAAUAUCAAAAUUCUUUUAUAUUAUAGUUUCCAUUUUAUAAAAUAACGAUGCAACUUGAACAGAAAAUUGUUUUUGCACCUCCCCUGAAUGAGGAGCAACCUAGAAACUUCAUAGAAUUAUUUGAAAAUGUGAUUCAAAAGAUCUUUUCCCUUGGAAGUGACACUAAGCGUGUAACAGACUUGGAAACAGAUACUAUUGUUGAAAAGCUUGUAAUAAAUGUGCUACAUCGUCCCAAACAAGAAGAAAAUUAUUAUGAAUUUUUAGAUAAUGAUGAAGAAUUGAAAUCAGUGUUGAAGUCUUUGAGGCAGCACCUAAAAGAUGGUGUAGACAAAAUUAUGAAAAUUACUGAGGACUUUAAUCGUUACGCAGAUUUAUGGUUGCUAAAUAUUGAAAAAGAAUUAGAGGACUUUACUCUACAUGGUCCUGUGCCUGAAGAAGAGGAAGGUGAUUAUGUAGGUGAUGAUGACAUCUCGAUUUUAACUGUUGUGGAAUUAAAACCACCCACAGAAGAGGAGUUUAAAACAGAAAUAUCCCAUUUUGAUCAACUGUUUAAAAUAAUUAAUGAUCUGGAAAGUAUUAUUGAAGUAGAAUCAUGGUUGAUACUGGAUAUAACAUUGUUUAAAGACAGCUUACUAGAAAUAAUUAGAAAUUGGCAGUCUUCGUACAAGAAAAAAUUUAUUGAAAUGAAACAUUUGGGAAUGUUAAGAAAACUGCAAGAUGAAGAUGAUAUGUAGAUGAAACCAAGUUUAGCUAAAAAAUGUGUCAAAUGAAUUAAGACAAGAAAUCAAAGAUGAUUCAUUUAUUGCUAACAAAAAGUACAAAAUGUGUGUUCAAUAAAAAAGUAUUUAAACUGUUA
Messenger RNA from Parasteatoda tepidariorum (common house spider), 2693 nucleotides. The record is from RefSeq and is a predicted model, not a curated record. Lineage: Eukaryota; Metazoa; Arthropoda; Arachnida; Araneae; Theridiidae.